GCAGUUUUGGGUGCGUGUUUCGGCGAUUUACCCGUCAGCGCCGUCGCUGCCCCGCCAUGAGGAUGGAGGGGAAGAUGACGCGAGGUUGGACACGCCGGCUACGGGCUUUGCUUCAAAAGGACUUCAAGCCAGCGUGGUUUCUUUUCUCUUUGUCGUCUGUGUCUGUAUUCACUUGUCAAAGCUUCAUUGGCAUCACCAGCACACCAUGUCGUCUCCGUAUACUGUGAGGUGGGGUAUUCUGGCCACCGGCUGGAUUGCUGAGACCUUCACCAAGGAUCUCCUCACUAGCCCAGCUUCCCGUGAUGUCCAUGAUGUGCGCCAUGAGGUCGUUGCCGUGUCCUCGUCCAGCUCCAAGGAGAGAGCUGCCGAGUUCAUCAAGAAGGUGGAUGCUCCCAGCUCAGCAAAGGCCUAUGGUUCUUACCAUGAGCUGGUAGCUGACCCCGAUGUCGAUAUCAUCUAUGUUGCUACACCACACAGCCACCACUUCCAAAACGCCAUGCUUGCCCUCGAUGCCGGCAAGAAUGUGCUCUGCGAGAAGUCCUUGACUGUGACUGCUGCCCAGACCCGCAAGCUCAUCGAGACUGCUCGCUCAAAGAACCUCUUCUUCAUGGAGGCUGUGUGGACUCGCUACUUCCCCCUGAGCAUCAAGGUCAGGGAGUUGAUCACAUCCGGUGCCAUCGGCAACGUGUACCGUACUAUUGCCGACCUCUCUGUUGGCCGUGAUGCCCCCGAGGGCAAGAUUGACUUCCCCGAUGAGAACCGCAUGGUCAACGCCGACUUGGCCGGCGGUGCUCUCUUGGAUCUUGGCAUUUACGCCUUGACUUGGGUCUUCCAGUCUCUGUACCACACCCAGCCUGAAGCAGAGAAGGAAGCGCCCAAUGUCAUCGCUGCCGUCAACAAGUACCACACUGGUGCUGAUGAGACCACCAGCAUCAUCCUCCAGUUCCCCAAGCACAAGAGCCACGGUAUCGCUCUGACCUCUCUUCGGGUGGCCUCUGAACCUGACAACAAGGACACCGCCGGUGCCUCCAUCCGCAUCCAGGGCGGCCUUGGUGAAAUUCAGGUCGUUGGGCCUGCCUACCGCCCACGUCAGCUGAGAGUCAUCACCAAGGAGAGCGAUGGCAAGGCCGAGGUCAUUGACUUUGCCAUCCCCAAGGACAAGGAGCGUGACUGGGGCCACGGCAUGUUCUGGGAAGCUGACGAGGCCGCCCGCUGCCUGCGUGACGGGCAGAAGGAGAGCAAGACUCUGCCGUGGAGCGAGAGCAUUGUGAUCAUGGAGGUCAUGGACGAAACCCUGAAGCAGGGCGGUGUGACAUACCCCGAGUUGAUUUCGACUGACGUCUUUGACCCCCAAAGUCCUCUCAACACUGGAAAGAGGUAAAACCCCAAGAAAGAGAUUGGGGGUUGGGCUGGUAUCUCUGCUUUGUGCCUGAACUCACAGCCUUGCUGCUGGCGCAUUCUGGCGUCGGGCAGGCUUGUGGUAGGUCGUACGGGAAAGCUGUUGGAACUAGAGACUCGGCAUUAGGUCUUUGUCAUUCAACCCACCACGCGAGGCUAUGAUGCCCAAGGAUGGCAUACAGAAGAGGGAUGGGGGCGCGGGAUUUGGGCUCGGAAAAUUUAGCCCGAGCUUGGCGCAGCCGGGCUUGGUUUAUCUACCAACCAGAGGUCUGUGUAGUCCAAAUGUACCUUUUACCAAUUCACCCCCUGCCGUCUUUUUUCUGUGAAA
Molecule: messenger RNA, 1726 nt
Organism: Podospora bellae-mahoneyi
Lineage: Eukaryota; Fungi; Ascomycota; Sordariomycetes; Sordariales; Podosporaceae
Gene: XYD1
Product: D-xylose 1-dehydrogenase (NADP(+))
Exons: 3
Coding region: 206-1381 (391 amino acids)
Molecular function (GO): nucleotide binding
Source: RefSeq, a predicted model, not a curated record